AUGCCUUCCAACGAGAAGAUGGACGUCGAAAGGGCCCCUGUGGCUCUUGACAGCCAGCCGGAAGUGCUGGUCGGCGAGGUCAAGGACAUCCACAACGCCGAUGCCGCCCUCGACUUCCUACGGAACAGCGGCGACGUCAGGCCAAUGACCGCCGGGGACGAGCGAGCGCUGAAGCGCAAGAUUGAUUGGCGCAUCGUACCGCUCAUGUUCGCCUGCUACAUUCUCCAGUACCUCGACAAGACCCUGAUCAACUACGCGAACGUCAUGGGCCUGCAGGCCGACACGAAUAUCGAGGGUGACCAGUACUCGCAGCUGGCCAUGAUCUUUUACGUGAGCUACCUGGCGUUCGAGUUUCCCCACGCCUGGGGCAUGCAGAGGUUCCCCACCGCCAAGUAUAUCGGCAUCAUGGUAUGCUUGUGGGGUGCGGUGUUGGCAUCCACCUCGGCUUGUCAUGAUUGGGCCGGUUUGGUUGCGACGAGAGUCCUCCUUGGUGUCUUUGAAAGUGCCGUUGCACCUUCGCUCAUUGUGAUAACGACCAUGUGGUACAAACGACAAGAACAGCCUCCCCGUAUGGGCAUUUGGUAUCUCGGCACAGGAUGCGGGACGAUCGUCGGCUCUCUGAUUUCCUUCGGCUUCCAGCACUAUACAAGCUCGAGCUUCACUUCUUGGCAGAUCAUGUUCCUCGUCUGCGGUUUGAUCACCAUUGCCAUUGGCGUCACGGUGGUUCUCGUCCUCCCCGAUAACCCCAUGAGCGCUCGGUUCCUCUCCCAGGAAGAAAAGGUCUGGGCUAUUGAGCGUCUGCGAGAAAACCAGACAGGCGUCGAGAACAAGCACUUCAAAUGGCCGCAGUUCAUCGAGUGCUUCACGGACGCGCAAACCUACCUCCUGGCGCUCAUUACCAUCGCCUCGAACGUUCCAAAUGGCGCCAUAUCGUCGUUUCAGGCCACCAUCAUCAAGGGGUUCGGGUACACUUCCAAGGAGACGGCAUUGUUGUCCAUCCCGUCGGGCGCGGUCAGCAUCGUUUCUAUUCUGGCAGCAACAAACGUCGCGGGCCGUUUCAACCAGCGGGCCAUCAAUAUAGUCUGUCUCCUCGUCCCCGGAGUCAUCGGCGCCGCGCUCAUGGCUUUCCUCCCCGCCGACAACAAGGCGGGCAGGCUUAUCGGCAACUACAUGACGAACUGCAUUGGCGCGUCACUCCCUCUUCUCUACUCCUUGGUUGGCGCCAACUAUGCCGGGCAUACAAAGAAGGUCACUAUGAAUGCCACCCUGCUCGUCUGCUUCUGUAUCGGUAACAUCAUUGGACCUCUAACCUUCACGGCCGAAUCCGCCCCUGAAUACGUUCCUGCAAAAAUUGCAAUCAUUGCUACAUGCUGUUUGGCCAUUCUCUUCACCUUGACGCUGAGAUUCUACUACAUCAGGGAGAACAAGCGACGUCAGAGACUUGCGGAAAACCAGGAGCUUGGACACUUGAAAGAUGUCGAGUUCAGUGACAUGACCGACCGCCAAAAUAAGGAGUUCAGGUAUUCAUUGUAA
Molecule: messenger RNA, 1533 nt
Organism: Colletotrichum graminicola M1.001
Lineage: Eukaryota; Fungi; Ascomycota; Sordariomycetes; Glomerellales; Glomerellaceae
Product: major facilitator superfamily transporter
Exons: 3
Coding region: 1-1533 (510 amino acids)
Biological process (GO): transmembrane transport
Cellular component (GO): membrane
Molecular function (GO): transmembrane transporter activity
Source: RefSeq, a predicted model, not a curated record